Messenger RNA from Sclerotinia borealis F-4128, 2760 nucleotides. The record is from the annotation of a GenBank genome assembly. NCBI's taxonomy places the organism in Eukaryota, Fungi, Ascomycota, Leotiomycetes, Helotiales, Sclerotiniaceae.
AUGUCUGUCAACAGACCUACCAACCAAAAGCAAAAGGAAGAUGAUAUUCAACGUAAAAUACAAAUUUACGGAAUUUACAAAGCCUUCGAAGCUGGAAAGGUUCCAUCUAAUGAACAAAUCGAUAUUACCCUCAACAGCUUCCUUGCCUCGCGCGCUUUAGCCUCACCAUCCAAGAAACUUUCCAGGGAGGGUCAGGGAUUAGUCCAAGACUUUCGUUCGGUCGUCGAGCAAGCAAAGAACCUUCUUCUUACCAAGAAUAGCGACGAACUGAUUCAAGAUUUUAUUUGGCAAUGUCAAUGCAUUGAUGGCGGUGGAGCAGUAGCUCCAGGAGCUCCAGUCGAUCAAGCAACUGCUCAACAACAUGGCAAACAGGUAAAGGAUGGUAUCAAGACUCUUGGUCAACUUAUCAUUACCAACGGAGAGUUUCGCAAGCUUUUGAACGAUGCUGUCGUCCUCUUACGUGAUAUUGCUGGUGAUGUUGCCACCAAUGCUGCCGGCAAGGUUAACCCUUCCGAAGAUCAAUUGAAGCAGAUUGAUCGUCCCGCCGAUGAUAAUGUUUGGCAUGAGAAUCCAAAUAUAUCAUCUGGUAAUAUCAAGAAUCAGAUGAAGCAGACAUUCAAGAAGAAUGCACCUGUUGGCAGAGAUGAUGUUAGAGAUGCUGUUGGUGACGCCAGUCAAAACGCCCACCCAAGUGGCUCUCGUGAUCCAACAGAUACCGCUCAAUUGGCUGGUCGUGAUCAGCAAAAUAACACGGCUUCUGGAGUUGAUGGUCAAGCUGGUGCUCAAGCUGCGGCUUCCACCUUGAAGCAACGUGUUUCUGAGAACGUACCCGAGGAGACAAAGCAGCGAGGUCGCGAGACCAGAGAUAGAACUAAGAACUACCUCUACGAAAAGAUGCCCGAGGAGCGUCGCGAGCAACUCAUCUACAGACUCAAGAAGAUGGUGGUCGAGAUCCAAGGUCAUUCAGACUAUAUGCAAGCUAUCACUACUCUUCUCGACUUGGCCGAGCAGUACGGAGGACACGCACAAAAUCUUGGUCAACAAGGAUCCGGGGCUGUUAGGGAUGCACAUUCUAAUCCUUCUUUGAAUACUGCCAAGGGAGAUUUAAAGACACUUCUUGAGCGUUUUGCAAAUUACACAUCAACUGACGAUUUAACCGACUCUAUCAACGCUAUCUAUCAAGACGCUGACAGGGAUCCAGAGCUAAAGAGCUGGUUCAAGGAAAUGAACUACUUCGUCCGCAGAUGCCUCAAAGAGCAAGGUUACAUCAUGGAAGACGAUUCCACCAAACAUUGGAAUGAGCUUUAUGACAGAGGCAACUUCCUUCUCAGAGAUCGAUACAGACCCCACACUGAUCGUAUCCUUGAUGAAGUCAAGUUCUUGACAAAAGAAUUCGAUAAUGAUACACAGAACAAGCGAUUUGCAGAUACCUGCCAGAAGUUGUUCAACGAUUUGGGCAAUGAUGAAAAUGGCAAGCCGACAUUCAAAAAGCACUUGGUGCAAGAUUUGACCAAUGUCAUUAUUCCUGCAGCUAUCGAGAGCAUUCGAUAUAUGCCAAUCCCCAGACUUGAAUACAGAGAUCCUCAGACGGAAGUCGUCAUUGAGAACUUGGUUAUUGAGAGCGACAACCUUAUGCCAAACUUGGUCAAUAUUGAUCAUGAGAGCAAUUUCCGCUUUGGCCGCAAGGGCUUCGAGAGCAAGAAGAGAGGAUCAGUCACGAUUGACGUUUCCGGAAUUCAGAUGGACUUGAAGGAUGUCUCCUACUAUUUUUACAGAAAGAGCGGUACACCUAUCCACCAUGACCAGGGUGUUCUUGAUAUCUUCCUCGGUGGCACUGGACUCAGUUUCAAGAUGAGGGUAUCUACUGCCGAUAAAAGAGAUAGACAGAAUUUCUUCAAAGUUGACAGCGUCGAUGUUGACAUCAAGCACUUCAAGCUUAAGAUCAAGCAAUCGAAGCACAAGAUUUUGUUCACCCUCGGAAAGUCUUUGAUGGUCGGACCUCUUACCAAAGCCAUCGGAAAGGCUGUCGAGGCAGCUAUUAAGCAGAAGUUUGAGGAAGCUGAUGCGUUUGCCUACAAGAUCAAGGUUGAAGUUGAUCGAGCUCAGGAAGAGGCGGCGAAGAACCCAGAGAAUGUCUCUAACAUCUACCGCAACUACGUUUCUGCUGUUCAACGAGAGCUUACCAAGGGCAAAGAAAAGGCUCAAAAGGCUCAACAGGCUGCGUCAGACAAAGAAUUCAAGAUGGCCAUGACCAUGGAUGAUUCAAUGUUCCCCAAUAUCAGCUUACCAGGUGGAAUUUCAUCCAAGGCGACUGAAUACAAGAAAGUUGCCACUACUGGUGGUGGAUGGGGAUCGACCAUCUUUCGAUUUGGUUCUGCCCCAAAAUCAACCAAUGUGCCCUUUCCAAAGAAGAUCGAGAGAAAGCCACACUCUGUUGCUCAAGGUGGUGUUAGAGGUCCACAAAAUCUCGGCAACACCAGCUCCUCGGCUGGUCCAUCAGGCUAUAACCAAGGUACUCAACAGGGCUACUCUCAACAAGGUUAUGCCCAAGGUACUCAGCAAGGCGCUCAGCAAGGCUUCAAUCAACAAGUUGACCAGGCUUUUGGCAACGCUGGCGCACAUCCUAACCCCACUGGUACUGGUCUUCUAAAUGGCAACACUGCUACCAGCGGUGGAGCUUUAAAUCAAAAGAACGUCGCGAACAACGGAGGACACACUCAAUUGGGAGCUAACAAUCCAGUUCUCCAAGGUAGAGUCUAA